Molecule: messenger RNA, 1485 nt
Organism: Parnassius mnemosyne (clouded apollo)
Lineage: Eukaryota; Metazoa; Arthropoda; Insecta; Lepidoptera; Papilionidae
Source: the annotation of a GenBank genome assembly
AUGAAACCUAAAAUCGCUCUAGCGUGGCCUUUUAUUUUGUAUAUUUGCUAUGCGGUGAAAACUGACCCUACAAAUAAAAGUUUAAAAAGCAUUGUAAUAAAAAAUAAUGAAGAUUUUAAAUCGAUUUGCAAUGAACAUAAGUGCCUACCAAAAUGUUGCAACGAGACCGAUUACAUUGGGGAGAAGAAAAAAUGCGUUCCGUACAAAGGCAAUCUUGAUUUUUCAAAUGUUACCAUUUAUACAGAUGAUAUUUAUGAAACAGGAAAGUCUUUGCGAGAUUUGUUUUAUCUCGUACCUGGAAAAUUUAGUAACAAAACGUUUAAAGAGGUCGCUUUUGAUAUGACGAGGUGGGGACUAAAUAAUUACUUAACUGAGGAUGGAAUUGUAUAUUUGGAAACACCGAACGCAUUUCGAAGGUGGACUCCUUUAGACACACACCACUUUUGUGUAGAACAUCAGCGACCAUUAACCGGAAAGGGUACACCUGAGGCUAAGUUCUUCGUGGUACUCGACGACGAAUAUGUGCCGGAAAGCAAUGGGUUCUUUACAGCCGCCCUUCUCAUCUCCUGCGUGUUUUUGGCUCUUACGUUGCUUGUAUAUGCACUGUUGCCCGAAUUGAGAAAUCUCUGCGGUAUGGUUCUAAUGGCCUAUGUCGCCAGUCAGUUCGGUGCCUUCCUUGUAUUGGCUGUCAUCCAAAUCGGUCUCCAUCCUGUCAGCGUUUGCCUGGGAUUAACUUUCUGCGCUUAUUUUUUCUUCUUAUCAAGCUUCUGCUGGAUGAACGUGAUGUCAAUUGAUAUUUGGUGGACUUUUAGAGGCUAUGCCAAGGCACGUCCGAUUCACCGGCGAGGCGAAACAUUCAAAUUCCUUAUGUAUUGUUCAUAUGCUUGGGGGUUGCCUCUUGCUAUGUCUAUUGCACUGGCUAUUCUAAACGAAAUUGAUGUCUCACACUUGCCAUGGUUGAUAACACCGAAGAUACCGAGGCAAGGAUGUUUUCUAGAAGGUGGAGAAAAGCUGUUAUACCUUUAUGUACCAAUGCUGAUUCUAAUUAUGUGCAACUGGAUUUUCUUCCUAAUGACUGCAUUUAACAUAUGGCGCCUAAGUCGAGGCACGGCCGUGCUAUAUUCGGCUGCUGGUAGCAUGCCAGCCGCCCAUCGUCUUCAAAGACACAGAUUUUUGGUGUACCUGAAGUUAUCAGUAAUCAUGGGCAUUAACUGGGUACUGGAAGUUGUCAGUUCAUUGAAGCCUCAACUACAAAUUUGGUAUUUCACAGAUGCAUACAAUCUUUUAAUUGGUCUAGCAAUUUUUAUUAUAUUUGUCUGCAAGAGGAAAAUCAAUCUCCAGCUUCAAAGAAAGUUCAGGAACUGCAGUAUGUCGAAAGGAUUUGCCUCUAGUACACGAAGUCAGAACGCUAGUAGUACAAUGGAGUCCAAUUUAAGCCGCGACGCCACGAAAAUCAGCCUUAAUCCACAAGACGAAUACAAAUGA